GGCAGCAGCCACGAGCCCCAGCAUGGUCGUGAACACAGAUGGGCAGUGCUGAAGACCCAGUUUGGCUCCAGCUGCUUCCAAAAAACCCCCAGUCCCCUAGGACCGCAGCCCACAGCCUUCUCUUGCCCACAGGAUGGGAGCCCAGCCAUGAGGGACUGCUGCCCCUCCCAGCAAAAGGCCAGCCCUGCAACCCCCAAGAACACCCCUGACCAAGGCCCAGGCAUGGAGUCCAGACACGGCAGCCUCAGCGGGGCUGGGGAAGGAACCUCUUGCUCCGAGGGCCCUGCUGGAAUCUUGGCCUGCCCCUCCUCAACCUGCAUCCCUCCCCAAGAGGCAGCCACCAAGGGGACUCUCGGGGCACAUGAAGCCUCGAGCUCAGGGACACCAGAGACCCCCUCCUCUGAGAAGCCAGGGGGUCCGAAGGCAGAGCCUGUGUCCUUUGUGAAAACCAAGCCCGCAUCCUCAGCUCACAGAAACCCUGUGCUUUCGGAAGAGCUGGAACCCAAGACUUCAACGAAGGCAGAUUGCACAUCCACAGCCAAGGGAGAGGCUGCCUUGUCACGAAAGCCCAAUCCUGAGGUGUCAGGACAGACAGAGCCUGCCAUCCUGGGAAAGGGAGAUCCUGGGCCCUUGGGAAAGGAGGCCUGGACAUCCUGUAGUAGAGUGGAUACAGGGUUCCUAAGGAAGGAGGCUCCAGAGCCUUUGAGAAAGGUAGGCCCUGUGUCUUCGGGCCAAGAGGAGCCUGCGUUCCCAGGAAAGGAGGCAUCCAGGUGCUCUGGAGAAGGGCAUCCUGCGACCUCAGAAAAGGUGGGCUCUGCACCCUCAGGAGAGGCAGGGCCUAAGCUCCGGGGAAACACAGGCUCUAUAUCCAUGGAAAAGACAGAGCCUGGGUCUUUGGGAAUGCUGACUCCCGGAACCUCAGGUAAGACCGAGCCCGUGGACCGGGGGACCUUGGGAAGAGGUGUUCCCACAGCUGUGGGGAUGGUGGGCCCUGUGUCUGGGGGGAAUGCAGAAACCGUGUCCCCGGCUAAAGAGGCCCCCCUGGGAAAGACAGGGCCUGCCUUCUCAGGAGAGGGGGCCCCUGAGGCUGCAGGAAUGGGGAAAACAGCAUCUGCUGGACAACUGGAUUCUGUGUGUGCAGGGAAAACAGACCCUGAAAACUCUGAAACAUCUUUGAAAACUGGGGGGACCCCGCCACCAUCUGCAGACCAGGCGGGCCCUGUGUCCUUGGGAAAGGACCCCCUGUCCUCAAGAAAGCCCAAAGCCCCGUCUUCAGGGCAGGCUGUGUCUGUGGGGCAGACAGAAACUGCCUCCUCAGGGAAAGCGGCUCCCACCUCCUCGGGGAGGGUGGACCCCAGUUCUGUGGGAAAUAGAUUAAAAGCCUCAUCUUCCGGAAAAGAGAAUCCUGAAUCUUCUGGGAGGCUAGACCCCUUGUCCUCGGGGCCGGGGGAUGGAAAGUCCUUGGGGACUGUAGCACCCCCACCCUCAGUAAUAGCUGAGGCAGUGACUUCUCAGGGAGGAGGCCCCCUGUCCUCUGAGAAGGAAGCCCCGGGUGCCUCUGGGAAGGCUGAGUCCCUAGCCUUGGUCAAGGCAGGUCCUGAGAAGACCAGAGAGCAGGCAGAAGCUGUCCCCUCUGAAGAAAUGGAUGCUGGGUCUUUGGGGAAUGUGAACCCCAUGACCCCAGGAAAAACAGCCCCUCUCCCCUCCCUUGCGGUCACACAGGGCCACUACGGAGACCUGCUCAGCACCCCACCCUCACCACUCAAAGUCGGGCAGGCUCCUGAGACCUCCAGACAGGUGUGUUGA
Molecule: messenger RNA, 1806 nt
Organism: Echinops telfairi (small Madagascar hedgehog)
Lineage: Eukaryota; Metazoa; Chordata; Mammalia; Afrosoricida; Tenrecidae
Gene: GPRIN1
Product: G protein regulated inducer of neurite outgrowth 1
Exons: 2
Coding region: 148-1806 (552 amino acids)
Biological process (GO): neuron projection development
Cellular component (GO): plasma membrane
Source: RefSeq, a predicted model, not a curated record